CUUUUAGUCAGAGAUAGUUAUUCUCAAUGUUAUUAGUCUUGUUGAGUUAGUCUAUUAAUAUGAUAAAGCUCUCUCUAUUCUCCGACCCCGGCCUGCUAAAGAGUAAAGGCGUAUGUAAUUAUGUCUCUAUUGAUUCCUCAUCCGCAACACAAAUAUCAACAAUACGGCGUUCUCCUUUUCUUCUACCUCUUUUGGUUGUUGUAGAGUACAAACGAUCUCUUCUCAUGUAUUCCAUUUAAGCCCAAAUUAAGUUUACAUACAUUUAAUUUAAUUACCCUUCCUGGCUUUUUCCUUCCAUAUGUAUACAAUAUGGCUUUCUUUUACUGGAUCAUUGAAAACAUUAUACGUGGUACUAGUAUUAGCUUUCCCGAAUUCUGUCGUCGUUUUUUCUUUGAUUAUCAGUUUAUUUGGGACUUUGGGAUGUGUGGUUUUUGGGGUUUGAAUGAAUAAUCUGAUCUUGAAAGCCUCUGCAAACUGGAUAUUGAUCUACACCGACGAGAGAGUUUCUGUCUUAUUAUCCCUAUAGAGAGGGAAUUUGUUUAUUAGGAGGAACUGUUCUAGAGAAUCCAUUAAUGGCGGAGGAUGAUAGAUCAAUAACUGAUCUUAAUGAAAGAUAUGUUAAUAACGAGGAGGCUUCCACCAGUUAUUGUAAAGAUUAUUUUACUAAUAAUAGUAACAUCGUCCAAGAAGAUGAUGAUCAUAAAGACUGGCUUCAGUUGACCGUCGGCGGCGGAGGAAACAGCUCAGCCACCGUGAACCACGACGGUCGUGAUCAUGAGGAGCAUGGUAGGACUCGCUUAGGACCCGUGGAGCUGGAUCUACUGCCGUCGGGAAGACCAACUGGGGGUUAUGUUAGUACUGCGGCGGAGCUCCGGCAUCCGCAGUCUAUUCCGCCGCCAUCCGCCGUGGGGUAUUAUAGUUCCACGUUGUCUAAUUAUAAUAACAUCUUGCAACAUCCGCCGUGGGCUUUUAGGCCCGUCAUGGCUACUCCGCCACAGGGGCAUCCAGUAGCGGGAUCGUCGUCCUCGUCGCCGUUUUUAUACGCGCCGCCGGUGACGGGUUCCCGGUUCGUUCCUCGGCCGGCUGCAUUUCCGCUAGUCUACGCCGGCGCCGGAGUAGUUUUCCCGGGCUUUGAUUGUAGAGUGAUUGAUCCUCCGCGGCGACAACAUUCCGGUAUAUGGUUUUCGCUACAAGCAUCUCAAAAUCAAAGAAAAGAACCUUAUUUGCGGCAGAUAUCCAAAAAAUACAUAAGAAUCAAAGAUGGAAGAAUGACAGUCCUAUUUGUGCUAAAGUACCUGGUCAAUAAGCUCCAUCUAGAAAACGAAUCCGAGAUAGAGAUAACAUGUAGAGGGCAAGAGCUGCCACCAUCCUUAACAUUGCAACAUGUAAGAGAUGAGAUAUGGAUGAGAAAUUAUCCACAAUAUGAGAAUGACCAUUCACAUGCACAUAUUUUACAUCCAAACCUCUUAACUUUUGUUCCUACUAGUCAUCAUGUUAUGGUGCUACUCUAUGGUCGAAAAUAACCAAAUGCUUAAUUAGUUAUAACUUAAUUGUCACAAUUACAUAGAUAUUGUUUAUAAUUUUAAAAAUAACUAUUACCAUCAUCAUUAUUUUUAUUGUAAUAAUA
This is a messenger RNA of Cuscuta europaea, 1627 nucleotides long. The record is from the annotation of a GenBank genome assembly. Lineage: Eukaryota; Viridiplantae; Streptophyta; Magnoliopsida; Solanales; Convolvulaceae.